AUGUAUGGUGCAGUAGCAGCAGCAGCAGCAGCAGCAGCAGCAACGUGUAGGAGACCGUAUAGAGAGUGCAAGAGAGCGAGGAAAGAAACAACAACAUUGUCUUCACCUCGAAAACAAAAGCGCUUUGAUUUCGACGGUGCAGCUACGUGGUUCCUUUUGUGUGCUUCAAACCCUUCUCCUCGGGCAGGAUCUUCUGCAGAUCACACAUCAACAAACAACUUCCUGAUUCCGUUAGCUGUGUCCUGCAGCUCACAGGCAGGGGUAGUGGAGAACGGUGACGACGGCGACACUUUUCCCAGCGUGAACCAUUUUCUCCGCUCCGGUGACUUGACGAAAGGUCAUGUGUUGAGAGACACCCUGCUUCUCUGUAAAGCAAGCAAGAAGCUGAUCGUCUGGCAGUGGUUGUAAAACCACACCAACGACGACGACGACGACGACGACGAC
Messenger RNA from Anopheles arabiensis, 444 nucleotides. RefSeq lists its product as uncharacterized. NCBI's taxonomy places the organism in Eukaryota, Metazoa, Arthropoda, Insecta, Diptera, Culicidae. The record is from RefSeq and is a predicted model, not a curated record. The transcript is spliced from 7 exons. Bases 1 to 408 code for a protein of 135 amino acids.